Messenger RNA from Dryobates pubescens (Downy woodpecker), 1105 nucleotides. RefSeq names its product activating signal cointegrator 1 complex subunit 1 (gene ASCC1). Gene Ontology annotation, biological process: regulation of DNA-templated transcription; DNA alkylation repair. The transcript is spliced from 9 exons. The record is from RefSeq and is a predicted model, not a curated record. Lineage: Eukaryota; Metazoa; Chordata; Aves; Piciformes; Picidae. Gene Ontology annotation, cellular component: nucleus. Bases 7 to 1074 code for a protein of 355 amino acids. Gene Ontology annotation, molecular function: RNA binding.
GGCAGGAUGGAGGUGCUGAGGCCCACCCUGAUAAGGAUCGGGGAGAGAGUGUACAGGAAGAACGCCAUUCAGGAGCAGCCCUACCAGCAAGAGGAGGAGGAGGACUUCUCUGCAGUAAGCCCUGGUGACUGCUCAGAUGAACCCUGUGAUGCCUUUGUGGUGGAAGAGACUGAGAAGGGCUUCCAGUGCAGAGUGGAGGUCCCCAGCCCCUUAUACAAGUACAUCAUUGGGAAAAAAGGGGAGACCAAGAAGAGACUAGAAACAGAGACUAGAACCUCCAUCAGCAUUCCCAAGCCUGGAGUGGAAGGAGAAAUUGUGAUCACAGGGCAGCAGCGCAGCGGCGUCACCUCCGCCCGCACGCGGCUCGACGUGCUCCUGGACAGCUUCCGCAGGAAGCAGCCCUUCACACACUUCCUGUCCCUGCCUCUCAACCAGCCCAACAUCCAGGAGAGGUUCCUGCAGUUCAAGGAGGAGGUGCUGGAGAAAUGCUCACAGGACCCUGGGGUCAGCAGCAGCCUGUUCCAGAACCCUGCCAAGCUUCACCUGACCCUCGGGACGCUGGUGCUGCUGAACGAGCAAGAGAUCCAGAGAGCCUGCGACCUCCUGCAGCGAUGCAAAGAGGACUUUGUGGAGCAGAUUGCUGGAGGUGAGCCCCUGACCGUGGAGGUGGCCGGCGUGGAGUACAUGAACGAUGACCCUGCCGUGGUUGACGUCCUGUAUGCCAAAGUCCACAUGAAGGAUGGCUCAGACAGGCUGCAGGUGAUCGCUGACCGGCUGGUGGAACGGUUCGUAGCCUCUGGCCUGAUGCUGAAAGAGUGGGACAGGGUGAAGCUGCAUGCCACAGUCAUGAACACUCUCUUCAGGAAAGAUCCAAGUGCUGAGGAACGACACAAUCCAGCGCCUGGGAGAUCAUCUUGCAAGGAGCGGGAGUCCUUCAGCGGCCGAAACAUCCUCAAGCUCUUUGAGAACUUCUACUUCGGAGAGGUGCGGCUGGACUCGGUGCGUCUUUCCCAGAGGUUCUCCUCGGAUGCCUCCGGCUACUACGCGACGUCUGGGCAGCUGACCUUCUGCUGAGGCCACAGCAGGGCCAUGCUGCCAGCAGAGG